UGGCACCGGCUGCGAGAAAGGCUGGUCAGGGGCGUGAGUUCCCCUCCACCAGCACCAAAACAUUGCAAAAAAAGGCAGAGCGCCCCACACUUUAGAUAAGGACAAUUAGCCACCAGCGAGCCCCUGCAGACAGCGAGUUAAUUAGGGGUUUCCUGCUCUCCGGCAUGCCCUGUCCCAGCUCCUGCCCCCCCGGGCUCUUAGCCCUGAUGGCACCUGGGCUGGCUCUCCUGGCGACCUUCUCGCUGUCCUCCCAGGCCGGGGACAGGAGAGCGCUGCCGGUGGAGAAACCUCCAGGUGUGAAGGGAAGGACUCUCAUUCUCCUUGAUGUCAACACCAAGAGCCCUGUCAGGAUAAUCAGUGAGAAUUUCCUCUCCCUGCAGCUGGACCCCUCCAUCAUUCAUGAUGGCUGGCUCGAUUUCUUAAGCUCCCGGCGGCUGGUGACCCUGGCGCGGGGCCUGGCGCCCGCCUUCCUGCGCUUCGCCGGCAAGAGGACGGACUUUCUGCAGUUCCACAACGUGAAGAACCCGGCCAAGACCCGCGGCGGGCCCGGCCCCGACUACUACCUCAAGAACUACGAGGACGACAUUGUUCGCAGUGACAUUGCCCUGGAUAAGCAGAAAGGCUGUAAGAUCGCCCAGCAUCCUGACAUUAUGUUGGAGCUACAGAGGGAAAAGGCAACUCAGAUGCACUUGGUUUUGUUAAAGGAGCAGUUUUCAAACACAUACAGCAACCUCACAUUAACAGCCAGGUCUCUAGACAAACUCUAUAACUUUGCUGACUGCUCUGGCCUUCACCUGAUCUUUGCACUGAAUGCUCUGCGCAGAAAUCCCAAUAACUCCUGGAACAGCUCCAAUGCACUCAGCCUGCUGAAGUACAGUGCCAGCAAGAAAUACAACAUCUCCUGGGAGCUGGGCAAUGAGCCCAAUAACUAUCGGACUUUGAUUGGCCGUUCAGUGAACGGCAGCCAGCUGGGGAAGGACUACAUCCAGCUGAGAAGCCUGCUGCAGCUUAUCCGCACUUAUUCCAGAGCAAACCUCUACGGGCCAAACAUCGGGAGGCCCAGAAAAAAUGUCAUCGCUCUCCUGGAAGGGUUCAUGAAAGUGGCUGGCAGCACGGUGGAUGCUGUUACCUGGCAACAUUACUACAUUGAUGGCCGAGUGGCCAAAGUGACGGACUUCCUGAAAACGCGCCUGUUAGACACGCUCUCUGACCAGAUCAGGAAAAUCCAGAAAGUAGUGAACACGUACGCACCUGGGAAGAAGAUCUGGCUGGAAGGCGUUGGAGCUACCUCAGCUGGAGGCAUGAACAACCUCUCCGAUUCCUAUGCCGCUGGGUUCCUGUGGCUGAACACGCUGGGCUUGCUGGCCAGCCAGGGCAUCGACGUGGUGGUGCGGCACUCCUUCCUCGACCAUGGGCACAACCAUCUCGUGGACCAGAACUUCAACCCUCUGCCGGACUACUGGCUGUCCCUGCUCUACAAGCGGCUCAUCGGCCCCAAGGUCCUGGCGAUCCACGUGGCCGGCCUGCAGCGGAAACCCCGGCCCGGCAGGGUCAUCCGCGACAAGCUUCGCAUUUACGCCCAUUGCACCAGCUACCACAACCACAACUACGUCCGAGGCUCCAUCACCCUUUACAUCAUCAACCUGCAUCGCUCCCGGAAGAAAAUCAAGCUGGCGGGGACGCUGCGGGAUAAGAUCGUCCACCAGUACCUGCUGCAGCCCUACGGCAAAGAGGGGCUCCACUCCAAGUCGGUGCAGCUCAAUGGGCAGCCGUUGGCCAUGGUGGACGACGGCACCCUGCCCGAGCUAAAGCCUCGUGCGCUGCGGGCCGGCCGCACGCUGGUCAUCCCGCCGCUGACCAUGAGCUUCUACGUGGUGAAGAACGUGAACGCGCUGGCCUGCCGGUACCGGUAGCCGGGAACGGCGCCGCGCCGCUCGCUCAGCCGCCUCGCACAGCUUCGCCGCGACGCCGCGCGGACCUGCCCUCGGCGUGUCCCCUUCGCCGGCCGGCGGCUUCCCGGGGAGCUCGGCCACCCGGGAGGGGACAAGCCAGCCCCGGCGCCGGCGGCUCCCCUGCACCUCUUCCAGCCCCGUUCCCGGCCGGGAGCGGGCAGCAAGGCCGAGCCGGCGGCGGUGUACAAGCGCAUGGAAGCAGCUCCCUCUGCUGCCAUGCGGCUGCUGCGUCGCCGGCCCGCUGCCCGCGCAGGGAUGCGAUGCCCGCGCAGGGAUGCUGCCGGGCAGAGCUGGGCAGAGCCGGGCAGAGCUGGGGAGGGAUGGGCUCCGCCGGCCCUCGGCGUGGCCUCUGGGCUCCACGUGGGUGCCCAGCCUGGCUGGCGAGGGGCGGGCAGUGGCAUCGGGUCCCAGCGCCGGGGGUCCAGCCUGAGGCGCGUGGGCAGGGCUCCGGGGGGCUAUGCUGUAAAUGUUAAUUAUUAAAUUAUAUGCCCUGGAGAGGGGAAGCUGGGGCCGGCGGGCACGCGGGGCAGGGGAGCCCCCUUUGCGCUUCUGCUCGCCCCGGGGCAGGGAAGGGCAGCGGCACGGGUGUGAAUAUUUCCUUCCAGAACAGAGAUUUUAUUUCGAGCACGACCAGCCGGGGCCUGCUGAGAGCCGGGCGCCGGAGCUGCCACACGCCGAGACGGCAGCUGAGGUGUAAUAAAGUCGCGCUGUCACCCCA
Messenger RNA from Dromaius novaehollandiae (emu), 2670 nucleotides. It is a transcript of the gene HPSE2, whose product is annotated as heparanase 2 (inactive). The transcript is spliced from 12 exons. Bases 165 to 1913 code for a protein of 582 amino acids. Gene Ontology annotation, biological process: extracellular matrix organization. NCBI's taxonomy places the organism in Eukaryota, Metazoa, Chordata, Aves, Casuariiformes, Dromaiidae. Gene Ontology annotation, molecular function: hydrolase activity, acting on glycosyl bonds. The record is from RefSeq and is a predicted model, not a curated record. Gene Ontology annotation, cellular component: membrane; extracellular matrix.